This is a messenger RNA of Pomacea canaliculata, 3633 nucleotides long. RefSeq names its product reticulocalbin-2-like. Bases 280 to 1224 code for a protein of 314 amino acids. The transcript has 6 exons. Gene Ontology annotation, molecular function: calcium ion binding. Lineage: Eukaryota; Metazoa; Mollusca; Gastropoda; Architaenioglossa; Ampullariidae. Gene Ontology annotation, cellular component: endoplasmic reticulum. The record is from RefSeq and is a predicted model, not a curated record.
CCCUCCCUUAACCCUCUUACUUCCGGUAAAAAUCGUCUGCCUGAGGGUUAGAUACUGAUGGAAAUCAUUUGAUCUUUGAACUGCCAGCGCUUGUCACAAUAGCUGCAGAUUUAUCUGACGCAGACUUGCCACGUCGGUGAAGAGAAUAUCCUGCGUGCUAGAGGCAUUACACAAGUGGGACUGAGGAUGAACUGACGAAUUGUGUCUGCCGCAGCAUUUGUGUUCAACAAAAGCGUGUUGCCGUUUUAAUUUGCAAGCAAUAAGACCUCCAUACAAAGGAUGCAUACAAUUGAAUUAAUUUUCCUCCUGCUUGCUGGAAAUGUCUGCAGUCUAGAACAUGUUAAUCAUGGGCCACAUGUGUCUCACAAAAAUGCUGAUGGAAAGCAUAAUGCAGCAUAUGAUCAUGAGGCCGUACUAGGGUCAGGUGUAUUGGACGAUGCAUUUGCAAACUUGUCACCAGAAGAAGCGAAACGCAGACUGCUAGGGUUAGCUAAAAAGUAUGAUGAGGAUGGUGAUAAUUUGAUCACACAGGCAGAGAUGUACAAAUGGAUGGUUGCAUCAUUCAUGAGCCUAGAUCGCGAGGAAGCACUUGAGCACAUGGUUGAAGAAGACACAGACAAUGAUGGCUUUGUAUCAUGGGAGGAAUAUUUAAAACAGAUGUUUUCCUUCAAUACAGAGGAGCUACAGAAUUUAGAAGAUAGCAUCCGUGAUGCAGAGGAAAUGACAGAGGAGAUGAGGGACAAUGCUGGAACACUGAAGAUGGUGAAAGAGGAUCGACGAAAGUUCCAAGGGGCAGACCUAGAUAAGGAUGGAAAGCUGAGCAAAGAAGAAUAUGUUGCAUUUUUCUUUCCACAAAACUUUCCAUACAUGCACAAGUAUGAGCUGGAGACAUAUCUGGAAGAGAAAGACAAAAAUCAUGAUGGGAUGAUAUCUUUGGAAGAGUUUCUUCCAGGUGAAGGGAAUGUGGAGGCAGAUAAAGCUGCCCAGACAAACUUUGAAGACCUUGACAAAAAUGGGGACAAGCAGCUCAGUUUGGAUGAGCUGAAGACUUACAUUGUCCCAGACGUAGAUGAAAUUGCGGAGGAAGAGGCAAUACACCUGAUUGAAAUAGCCGAUGCAGACAAAGAUGACAAGUUGUCUUUUGAAGAGAUAGCUGCAAAGACCAAAGAAUUCGUAGGAAACUCUUUGACUGAUUAUGGACGUUCAUUGCAUGAAGAACUUUAGGCUUAGAUGUGCUUUUAUGAUUGUAAAAGAAAUGCUUUUGCUGUCUAUUUUAGACAUAGAACAAAAGGGACGGUACUUUAACCCUUGUCAUUUAAUCUGUUUACACGAUAUGCAUUUUUCCUUUUUAAAAGGCAUUUUGAUUUUUACACCUCGAAGAUAUUUAAAAGAUGAGACUAGAUGUUGCAAUGCAGAAGGUUUUGGGGGGCUUAGGAGGGGAUGCUGGGAAGAAGAUAUAUUAGGAUUUGGGUCAUCGUGCCUAAUUUUCGAGUCCAUGCCUCCCAUUCUAGACUGGUAAACUCGUACACAGCUUAUGCUGGAUUACAUGCAUUGUUGAUGAGUUCAGUUUAUGUUGCACACAUGAUAAAGUGUUGUGAACACAAAUGAUACUGCAGAUUUGCAUAUGUUUAUAUUUGCGCCUGAACCAUGGCUUUAAUGUUGGCAUUUUUUAUUGCUACUCUAAAUACCUAUGCUGGUAUUGCUUUCAUAGUCUUGAGAGCCAAUGGAACUUUAGGAAGAAAUUCUAUCCUUUCUGUAGCAACAGUAGCAUCAUGUGUAUUUUAAGGAUUUCAGAAAUUAUUCCAUUGUGCACUAUAUAAAUGUAAUUUUUCUUCUAUUCUAUUCUUAAAAAACCACAUUAAAAAUAUCAAAAACCCACAUUCAAAUAUUUUAUCAAAAAAUCUUCUGCUUAAAAUUUUGUAAUGUCUAAUUUUAAAAUCUGUGAAUUGCUUAUUUACUUCCAGCACUUCUGUUUUGAUUUUAUGGAGAUUGAACAAAACCAUCCUUCAUUUUCAUGUGUCAUGUUUCAUAAUUUUCUGUUUCUCAUAUAAUAAUUUAGUUUUUUAGGUCACAAUGGACAGAGACUUACCUAGUUUUUCGUGAUGGGCUCUGAAUGCAAAUGUGUUUUUCAUUUCAGUCAAAUUUCAUUAACUAGUAAAUAAUUUUAUUUGAUGCUGGCACAUAUGCAUUAUACAUUCUUUAAAAAUAUCACAUAAAGAAAUCCACGAUUCAUUGGAAAAUCUGUUACUGAUGACUUGUGGUGAGAGAGUACAGUUAUCCAAACAGAGUUGGAACAUCUACCACACAUUUGAAUAGACAAAAUUAUCAUAAAACUUUCUCUGUACAACUAGUAUUACGAUAGACUAAUCAGGGCUUCUGCUAAGGCUAAAAUCUCUGGGGUCCCAGGGAGCCCUUCUUCAGAUUUUUAAGGGGUCCCUGUUCUUCGCCCAAAUUUGAAUGGGACUCCAUUGACGAAAUAUGAAGGGGUCCUCCAAACUUUUAAUGCGUAUUGUACGCAAUUUUUUGCGUAAGCAGAAGCCCUGCAGGCUUGUUUCUAUCUUUCAAUGUUCCCCAUCAACCGAUCUUUCAUAAAGUAAUGACCAUAAAUUGAAGUCUUUAAUCCACUGGAAGCAACACAAUAAAUCAUUCGCAAUGUUUUAAACUCAGUAAAAUUAAAUGUAAGUUAAAUUAGUUUGGUAACACUUUGAUAUUUAAAAUAUGAAGUGUUUCCUAAAAAAAAUUUGAGGAAAUAGUUAUAAUCUUAAAGUCCUGGAAGCUGAAAGCUCCAUGAUAACAUUUUCUGCCAUAGUGUUUGAUGCUAGUUUUCAGGUUUUGGGAAAGUUGCUGCAGAUGCGAUAUGCUUUUUCUUUUGAGUGCUGUUUAGAAGUAUUACUUUUGUCUCUUUACAAUCAACAAAAAAUCAAAAUACUGCUUAAUGCUUGAAAAGUUGUUUCUAUAAGUUAUUAGUUUCUAAAUUGCUUCAGAACAUUGAAUCAAAUUGAUAUUUUGGCUGCAGUGAGAUUUUUGCAUGCUAGGGUAUUUCAUUGCAUGUUCAUGUACUAACGAUAAGGGUCAAAGGAGAUAAAAAUGAGUUCUAAGAUUUUGAUACUUUUGACACAUAUUGCUGAGAAUAUGAUGAACUAUUGCUCGCCAUUAAAUGUUGAUCCAUGAAUCUUGGAUGCAUUUAAUGACAGAAUCUUGGUUUGCAGUGAGUACAUGAAAAAAAAAGUUAUAAAAAAGCUAUAAAGUUCCGAAAGUCAUACACAUUACAUGAACUAUUUUGUAGAUGAAUACUGUAGGGGUUAUGCAUGUUGUUCAGCUCUCUUAAUGUUGGCCUAAAGAACUCAAAGAACAUAAGUCAAGAAAUUUGUUAACUAAAACACUGUGUUUAAGUUCUUAGGCUUUAGUUUUUUGUUUAGUGUUUUUAAAGUAUUUCUAUGUUGCCCAUGUCAUGCUAUCAGCUAAUCUUAUUUCAGGGAUAUUUUGAUGUUGAAAGCACUGCAGUAUUAUUUGUAUCAUGAGCUUGUUGAACACGUGGACAAAAUUAUACCUGCUGAAAACAAUUCCCACCAUUUUAAUGUUGUGAGCAUUUAAUUAUUUCAAGAAAAUUUGAAAUAAAUUUGCACUUUCUAA